Nylanderia fulva is the source of this 5047-nucleotide messenger RNA. RefSeq lists its product as uncharacterized. Gene Ontology annotation, molecular function: protein binding. NCBI's taxonomy places the organism in Eukaryota, Metazoa, Arthropoda, Insecta, Hymenoptera, Formicidae. The record is from RefSeq and is a predicted model, not a curated record.
CCAGUCGCUGCGCGAACGUUGAGCUCGGGUUUUCUGUCGUCCUCGCCCUGAGCCCUUUUUUUCGCGGUCCCUCCUCCUCUCUCUCUCACACUCUCUUGUACACCCUCUCUUUCUAUUUCCGAGGGAGAAAUCGAGAGACAGUCUCUCUCGAUAUACACACGUGAUACCAAUUUUUUUUCCCCGUCGACCUUUCGUGAGAGGAACCGGACCGAGAGGGAGGAGGACAAAAGGGGGUGCUUGUUUGUCGCGUGUGCGGAAACUUGGGUGAUCGAAAAGCCAGCUGAGUGCGUUUCGAAGGAUGUAGAUUUCUCUUGUGACCUAAGUCUCUAUCUCGUGCGAUCUCUCGAGGGAUACUUGAAGACUUCUCUCUUCUUUCGGGAUAUCGGCGAUCAUGGUGAACGGUGUCUCGUGACGAUUCGUGACAGAGAAUUCGAACCUAUCUCGUCCAAGUUUCUACUUAAAAAUUGGUGGACCAGCGAGGAGACCCGGCCAUUCUGCCUCGAGAUUCGCCCCUCGAUAUUAUUCGCAAGCUGAUGCACCUUGGUGGAUUCAGUUUUACAUCGGCUCGAUCGAAGAACCGCAGUCUUCUUUUAGCCACGGUGAAGGGUCAGCGCGCGUGGCUAGUGGGUCAGCGAAAAAUGCGAUAGAAACGAAGGACUUGGAUUCUGCCGCGAGAGAAAGAAGAGAACGAGAGGGAAAAAGAGAGGGGAGUUUAUCGCCGGAUGAAAGAGCACCAUGUGCUCAAUCGUACCAGCCUGGCGGCGGUGGGCUGCCCUUCUCGGCAUGAUGCUCCUGCUGUUGCUAUCUUGGGGAACGGGCGCGGCGGAAGGCUGCCCAAGUAUGUGCGCAUGCAAGUGGAAAGGCGGAAAAGAGUGGGUAGAGUGCGCGAAUCGUAGCCUCAAGGGAUUACCGCAGGGCGCCCGAGAGGAAACACAGGUGCUCGACCUUUCUGACAAUCAGUUGGUCAACCUGCCGGCGGAGUGUUUCUAUGCACUUGGCCUAGUUAAUCUCCAACGGCUCUAUCUGGGCAGAUCCCACAUCGUCCAAAUUGCCUCCGAAGCAUUUGUCGGAUUGGUCGGCCUGGUGGAUUUGGAUCUGUCUGAAAACAAAAUCGAAGAGGUGCCCACAGAUACGUUUGCCUCUUAUCCAAGUCUAAUGAGACUUAUAUUAAACGGAAAUCCGAUUAAAGAGAUUCGCCAGGAUGCGUUUCGCCGCCUGGUACACUUAACCAAUCUAGAAAUUAGCAAGUGUGAAAUAAAAACCAUCGAGCAAGAUGCUUUCGAGGGCCUCCAAUCACUAGAGUGGCUUCGACUGGACGGAAAUCAACUUAUUCACGUGCCUGAUCACACUCUGCCGCUAGGAGGAAAUCUCAGAGGAUUGACUCUUCAUAACAAUCCGUGGCAAUGCAACUGUAAAUUGAGAAUAAUGCAGGCCUGGCUGAAGGAAUCUGCUCCAGCAGCCCCGCAAGAGUCUGAACCAGUCUGCGAGUCUCCGGACAGACUACGAGGCAGACAAAUCAAGAGUCUCAAGAUUACCGAACUGGCUUGCCUGCCUCAUAUCGAUCUUCAAAGUCGUUUAGAUAUUUAUGAAGGAGGAAAUGUUACCUUGACAUGCAAUGUCCACGCAAUACCUACCGCCAAAGUCGUUUGGUGGUUUAAUGGGGAACCAUGCGAGUUGCAAAACGAGAAUGACUCUAUAGUGAAUGGUAUUUCUGCGUUUCCAAGAUAUAUUUACCGACAACGAGGCGGGACCAACAUGAGCAGCACAUUGUUUCUUUAUUCAAUCGAGUCACUCGAUGAAGGUACUUACAGUUGCAUCGCAGAGAACAGUGCGGGUUCUGCAGUGGCAAACCUCUCUCUCUUUGUGCUCUAUCGCGAGAAACCCACCGUGGAACCGCCCUCCGACAAUCCUGGUUCCGGCUACGUGGCUGCGAUAGCCGCGGGCGCACUGGUGGGCACUCUCUUGGCGUUGGGUUGCUUGAUAGGAAGCGUGAUAUAUUGCGCGAGAAAACGACGUCGCGACCGGAAGCGCAACUCAAAGGCCCUGGUGACCCAGAGUAAAUCGGUGUUACCGAUCACGAAGGACACCACUAGCAGUUCCUGUCGGAAGGGCAACGGCAGCCUGAUCGGUUUAGAGCAUCAACAGAUGGUUUCAUACACCGAACGAGAAAUCAGCCGAGCGGCCACUUUGGAGCGCCGAGAACACUCCAGAAGCACGUAUCCGGUGGCGAGUCCGGUCUCCAAGUACCUGACCGAACCGGAUUUGAUCAAUGAAGUGCCCGAGAGCACCGAGGUGGGCUACGGCCAGCUGUACGGACGGCAUCAUCAGCGAGUCGAUGGCGCUGAUCGGCAGAUCUUGGAGUACGACUCAGGUUAUCCAUUGCAGCCUGAUCUACGACCGCCGCCCGUUUUACCGCAGAUGAGCUACCUAGAUCAGGACGGCUAUCCAUUGAACUUCGGCCUGCCCAAGAUUUCUUUCACCGCCAGCACUCUGCCCAGGCUUCGGCAACGGAUGUCCGAGGCUGGCUCGGCGGCUGCGCCGGCGGCCAGAUAUUCGCGCGAAGCAGAAUUCCUCGCGAGAUCACGAUACGAUCCCGUUUUACCGCGAACCGACGCCAGGUACACCGCCGAGGGUUAUCCCUAUCCGGUGCACCAACAGCAACAACCGCUGCAAUCGACGAUGCAGCCGCCGCCGCCGCUUUCGAUUCAGCCGGUCGAGCAACCGAUUCAGCAACAGCUGCCCAUUCAGUCACCGGUCUCGCCGGUCGCUGUCUUCCCGGAAGUACCCUUCAUACCGUCACCUCCAGCGGCUUAGGGCGAGACCACCCCUUUGUCGCCGAGAUCGCUUCUCGGAAAGACUGCUCGCGAGGCCGCGGCUGCCGCUGCUGCGAGGGCAGAGGAACUGCAGCCACCGAAUCAUCCGGAGAGUCCUGAUGAGGGCUAUGUGGGAGACGCGAUGGACGUCUGAAAAAUAGCCACUGGCGAUAAUAGAAAUAAUCGUCAGGUUUGAAAAGCGUGGAAGAUUUCUGCUCUAUUGUUGAAUAAGAUUGACGUUCACUUUUUGCAAGUCUACUCUCGACCUUCGUUUUCUAUGGACCUAUACGGAAGGAAAGAUUGGAAGAAUCGAUUUCUCUGCAAAAUCUACUGCCGUUUAAUUUCCUCGAAAGUGGAAAAAUAAGAAAAGAUGAUACUAUAUACACAGUUAUGCACAUUUUUUUGAUGACAUUUAAAAAAAAACAGCUAUCAUUUACUGCCUGAUCUUUAUCAAAAAAUUUUAUCCUGAAAUAACAUUAAUUUUAAGAAUCAAUGAUUACGCGCACAAAUAUUCGAUGAUCUUUUAACUCUAUCCUAAUCGUUUUAUUUAUAAAAAAAUAAAUUCAUUAUUUUCAUGUAUAAAUUUCUACGUAUAUCAUCAACGAAACAAUCAUUACGGGUUAAGAAAGAAGAUUUCUUCUCAUUCUUUUUGCUCAACCUAUUGAUCCAGCGCAGCAAGAAUAACGCGAUGUACUUUUCAUAUAAAAUUUUUACAAUCUUCUUUCACACGAGUCAAAUGUCAUGCAUGAAGACCUUAAUGAAGCUACGAACAAUAUGAAUUACCGGCAUCAAGGAGGAAAUCUGUCCUCGUCACGCUACCAGAUUAAUUCGCAGAGGAUAACAGGGUCCAGGAUGUGAUUGGCGGAACAGGGCCGCCAGAGACGGCGCGAACAAAGGAUUCGUCCUGGCGGUAGAGAUGUAAUAGAUUAAUCAGAAGGCAUGUCUCGAAUGUCAUCGCGGUGCACAAUCUCGUCAGGAGGGAUGACGAAGGAGAUGUUCGCGCUAGGACGAGACAAUCCUCGCAUUCGAGGGAAAUCGACUCCGAAGAAUUUAUGCGGAUCGCGUUUAAAUGCAGAGAGAGAGAGAGAGAGAGAGAGAUGUGUGUGUGUGUGUUUUCGGACAUCAAAAUGGCGGUCGAAUUUAUUUAAACGGCGUGUCGCGUUUGUGAAAUACGACGUCGUUCUUUGGACACGCUCCAAGAAACGUUCGGUCGCGUUGAAAAGGAACCAAGAUGGCGUGACUGAUCCUUAAAGUGAUAGAUAAAUGUUUGGCGGACUCGAUGGAGUGAAACGCGUCUCAUUGAACCCCCGAAGGCGCGCUUUUAGCGUUGCACGAGCAGAAACGUGACCGGUGCUCAAAGCGGCCGCUCCGGCAGGAUCCGCCGAGAAAAUGUGAAAUUAAUUAAAUUUAAUUGUUCAUGUCGAAUCCCUAAUCGUUAAAGUUUGCGACGAAUCGAUAAUUGCGAGAUGAGCGAAAGAUAUAACGGUAAGAAGAGAGAAUUGUCCUUUUUAAUAGUAAAUAUUAUAGAUACUUGGGGAAAUAUUUAUAUAUUAUGGGGUUUAGUAUAUAUGUUCUGUAAAUAUACUAUUCUCAUAUAAAAUUGUUUCGCGGUACCUUAAACAGAUUAUUAUUAUAUCAAAAAGAUAUAAACUUAUAUAACACUUCUUUUUUUUUUUGGAUGUGAAAAUGAUAGAAACGAUCUGUACGCUUUAGUCAGUUCUUAGAUUACUUUGAUAUUGUUUACGGUUAUCACUAGCGUUACACGUUAUAUAUAUAUGUAUGGGAUGCUUGUGAUUCAGAAACCUGCUCAAGCUAUUCUCGCAUCCUUCUAGCACUUUUAUUUUAACUUUUACGGAGAGGGAUAUCGUUUAUUUCGAUUGCGUGAGAACUCUCGAUCCUGGCGUUUCAGGCGGAGACGCAAUUAUAGCAAUUCUGCUGUAGUGAUAAUAAUGUUAACUUGGUGUUUAAGACUGGUGAACUGUGCGAGAUUAAGAGGCCGCAAUGGCACUCGACCUGAUGUACAGAUACCGUUGAACAUACAGGGUGUAUUCUGAAAAAACUGUAUUUACCAGGAUCGAGUCAGCGAAAAAUUUAUCUUGAAAAAAGAUUCAUUAAUUUUGCUGUUAUUUCUUUUAAAAGUAGAUCAGAACUUGAGAAUUAAAGUUCUGAACAUAAUAUAUAGUUUAAGUUAAAUGAAUUUUAUUUCUCACAAUUGUAGAAAUUUAUAUAAAAUA